Molecule: messenger RNA, 744 nt
Organism: Anisakis simplex (herring worm)
Lineage: Eukaryota; Metazoa; Nematoda; Chromadorea; Rhabditida; Anisakidae
Source: the annotation of a GenBank genome assembly
UAUGCGUAUCUGGUGAGCGAGAUUUCAAGUGAGUUGAAGCGCAUUCCACUGGCAAAUCAACGCCGCAUCAACGCGAUUCUGAAACGAUUUGAACCGCUACGACAAAAUUUAGUGUUGUUUCAAAACGAGAACAGUAGAAAUGGCAAAGGGUCAGCAAUCGGAUUGGAAAUGGCGCAGGAAAGAGAUGAAACCACGAUUAACGAGGAAGAAUCGAGUUCAUCCGAGCGGAGAAAAGGCAUCGAGUUUGAUCAGAGAGAGACAAAUGCAGCAUUUCGAGGAGUGGUUGGACGUAACUUAUCGGCGUGUGAUCGGUAUAUGAGAUGUCAUCAUCAGAUGGUGAUUGGGUUAGAUCGAUGUGGCGUAUUGUCGAACUUGAAUUCGACGUCGUUAUCGACAGAGUCGUUAUUAGAAGUUGAGGAUAAUGAAUGUCUGAGCAAGAGGCAUGAUGAGGCAUACAACCAUCUAUAUGAAUUGGUCAUGAAAAGGAACAAAAAACUUCGACAGUGUCUUGGCGACGAGCAAAAUUGGGAGUGUCUUCGAAGAGAAUCAAUUCAGAAAAUAGUGGUUGAUGAAAUAAAAUUCGAUGGCAUUAAAUCGAUUAGAGAAUGCUACUCAAAUGUGAAUGUGUUGCAAUGUCGUGAACAGACGGCAGAUGCAGAAGUGGAGAGUCAAAUCAUCAGUUUGACAGCGGCUCUUUCGGCGGAGAAGUAUAGAUGUGUGUUGAAGAAGAAGGGACGAAUUUGA